GCCCAACCAUAACGUUUAAGAACGAAACAUAAACAUUAAUUUCCUAAAAUAUUGUAUUCCAAUUGUAUUGCCACAAUUUCAGCUUUUGGGGACUAACUUCAGUAAAUAGUUAUUAGUUGUUGAAAUGCAUCUAGGAGCUUUGAAAUUAGCCAAAAAACAAAAGGAAGCGAAACUAGCUGCAGCAUUUCCCAAAGGAAUACGGUGUCAGAAAUGUCUAGAAUUCGGUCAUUGGAGCUAUGAAUGUAAAGGCAAACGAAAGUAUGUGCAUCGUUCCUCCCGGACACAAGUGCUGAAGAAGAAUUUAAAUAAACUGGAAAGCAAAGAAGUCAUGAGGAGUGACGCCCCAAAAGCCAAGAAGGAUAAAUAUGAAAAUAAUCACGAAACAGCAAAUAGUAGUAGCAGCGAUGAUAGCUCAUCAAGUUCAGAUUCUUCAUCUGACUCGAGCUCUAGUGAUAGUGAUAGUAGUUCGAGCAGCAGUUCUGAAAGUGAUUUCAGCAGUAGUAGCAGUAGUAAUAGUAGCGAUAGUGAAUCGGAUAGUAGCUCAUCUAGUUCAGAUUCUGAUGAAAACACCACAAAAAAGAAAUCAAAAACCAAAAGGAAAAAAUGAAAACACUUGCAUUUAGUCUUUUAUCCCGUUGCUGUUGACGAAUAAACGAUACGUUGUUUAUAAUUCAUUGAUUUCGGGAAGACUAUAGAAUCGCUAGUUUCCAACCAAGAAAAAAUGAUUUUCGUUAAUAAGAAGGCCCUUGCCUGAAAAUUAAACUAAUAUUUUUUUCGGCAUAGCAUAAAUAGCAUAAGUCUUGGAGAGAUUCGUCGUUAUUCACUUAUCAUGAAUUUUAUAACACUGGAAAAUUAUUUUAUGAAUUAUAUAUAAAGC
Toxorhynchites rutilus septentrionalis is the source of this 877-nucleotide messenger RNA. RefSeq names its product zinc finger CCHC domain-containing protein 10. Bases 125 to 607 code for a protein of 160 amino acids. The transcript has 3 exons. NCBI's taxonomy places the organism in Eukaryota, Metazoa, Arthropoda, Insecta, Diptera, Culicidae. Gene Ontology annotation, molecular function: nucleic acid binding; zinc ion binding. The record is from RefSeq and is a predicted model, not a curated record.